AUGUUAUUUAUGAUACUCUACAAGACACUGGUAAACUGUGCAAUACCUGAACAAGAGGGUGAAUCAAAUACAGUGCAGAAUAAAAUAAUCGAAUCUAAUGAUUUAAAUACAACAGAAACAAUGAGAAAAACUAUUGAAAAAACCAAGCGAAAAAUCACAUUGCAUGAACAACACAUUGAUGCAUUUGAUCACAGAAUUAGGACAAAUAGGCAAGAGAUGAUUUUAUCAAAGAAAAUAAUGCAAAGCACACAUGAAAUAAUCACUAAAAUACACGAAUUCGAAUCAAAUAUGAAGAAAGUAAUACAAAAUGAACAAAACAAUAUUUUCACCAUUAGUAGUGGAAUUGACAGAUUGAUUUACGAGGAAAGUGGUGAAUUUCUAAAAAUGUUGCCUGAAUUCAACUUUUUCUCAAGACGCAAAAAUGCGAGUGAAAUAAGCAAUGACUUCUAUGCGAUCAAAACCACGAUAUUGAAUAAUCAGAAUCAAAUAUGCGUCUCUUUGAGAAAGAACAUUGACUCCUAUGCAUUUCAAAUUGGUAAAUGUGCAAUCAAAAGCAGUCGAACAAAAUAUAAAGUGGAAAGGAUGAAUUGUCGCCUUAAAAAAGCAUCCAAUAUGAAACAUGGCCCUUGUUCAUAUUGCCCCAAUCCAAAUAAUACCCAAUAA
Enterospora canceri is the source of this 663-nucleotide messenger RNA. The record is from the annotation of a GenBank genome assembly. Lineage: Eukaryota; Fungi; Microsporidia; Enterocytozoonidae.